Molecule: messenger RNA, 951 nt
Organism: Aspergillus eucalypticola CBS 122712
Lineage: Eukaryota; Fungi; Ascomycota; Eurotiomycetes; Eurotiales; Aspergillaceae
Exons: 3
Coding region: 1-951 (316 amino acids)
Molecular function (GO): arylformamidase activity
Source: RefSeq, a predicted model, not a curated record
AUGGAGCCUUCUGUCUCUUUUGACUCUCUCCCUCUCCAGAAGGACGGUCCACACGGCAAUGCCUGGGGCCUUUUUGGUCCAACGGACCAGCUACGUAUGCUGAAUCGCCUCACACCCGAGACAACGAGAGAAGCAGCAAAAGAAAUCAUCGAUGGGGUCCGCAUAUCCACCGACUGGUCACUGAACAGUAUGCAAAAACCGUGUUUUGGCCGUCCAAAACUCGAACACGUCGUGAAGAACAAAGCCCCGCGAGCUGUGAACGAUGAUAGCCUUUCUUUCAACACGCAAAUUAGCUCUCAGUGGGACGGAUUCCGGCACUACGGCUACCAGAAUGAGAAGAUCUACUUAAACGGGUGUACUCUGGAGGAGAUCCAAACUGAGGAUAGAAACGGGAUUCAUGUGUGGGUUGAAAAUGGGGGGAUUGUAGGACGCGGCGUUCUCCUCGAUCACUCCUCCUGGGCGGAAGCACAGGGGAUAUCAAUCAACUGCUUCGCUACCACAUCCAUCCCUGUCUCGACUCUAAAGGCCAUCGCCGCUUAUCAAGGAACAUCAUUCAAAAGAGGAGACAUCCUAUUUAUCCGCACAGGCUGGACCCGUGCCUUUGAAAAGCUGUCCGCAGAACAGUGCCAAGAGCUCGCCGAUCACAAGAUCCCACCAGCUAUUGGUGUUGAAUCAUCCGAAGACACCCUGCGCUGGAUCUGGGAUGAAGGCUUCGCAGCUGUUGCGGGAGACAUGCCCAGUUUUGAAGCAUGGCCGUGUCAGAAUACUGAAUUCUGGUUGCAUGAGUGGUUGCUAGCAGGCUGGGGCCUCCCCAUUGGAGAGUUGUUUGAUCUGGAUCGAUUAAGCCAAGAGUGUCGGAAGAGGAACCGAUGGAGCUUCUUCUUCAGUAGUGUUCCGUUGAAGGUGCCUGGUGGAGUUGCUAGUCCACCUAAUGGUGUUGCCAUCCUCUGA